Molecule: messenger RNA, 1552 nt
Organism: Caretta caretta (loggerhead turtle)
Lineage: Eukaryota; Metazoa; Chordata; Testudines; Cheloniidae
Product: sororin
Biological process (GO): mitotic sister chromatid cohesion; double-strand break repair; positive regulation of exit from mitosis
Cellular component (GO): nucleus
Source: RefSeq, a predicted model, not a curated record
GCGAUGUCACCGUCUGACAUCAGCCAGUUCCAUACGCACAUGAAUUAAUCAGCCAUCUGCCCAGCAUUUCCCAGACCAUUUUAUGAUGUCAGCACACAGUGUCCACUCAUUCAAUCUUCUGCAAUCCGUUCUCCUAGUCCCUAUGGGUGUUCUGCAAACCUUUCUAGAACUCCCAGUUCUUUAUGACCUCAGCACCCUGAUACAUGGAUUCUGAACCACUCCUAGCCUGCAGUGAGGUCACGCCAUCACUACAAACAGCCUGCAGACUGCCUCCUGGAGCUAAAUACCCCCUCCCAGCACCAUGGUCAGCAUCAGAGUUACCAAGCAGCUGGUCCUUACACCUAACAUGGGAUGGGGAGGUAUGAGCUGGAAGGACUCCUUUGUCACCAUCACUUUCCCCAGCAAAGUAAUCUUCACCAGUGCCUCCCUCCUGCUGCUGCUGGUUCACAUGGGUAUCUUCGGAGGAGACCUCUACCACUUCACUGUGACCCAGAAGUUCAAUCUCAUGAGCUUUCAUGGCACCACAGUACUACUGGUAUCCCAUGUGAUGAGCUUUUACUGGGCCUUGCUUGCAACAUUUUACACCUUGGAGGCCAAUGACAAGGUUCUCAGGGGGUUUGCCCUGACCUCACUGGACACUGUCUCCCCUCCUCUGAGGCGCAGGUCCGAGAGGAUUUCAGGGUCUCCUACCAGGCGUGGCCCCCAGAGGAAACCUUUGGUGGAGAAGAAGAUGGUGGGGAGCCCACUUCCAGCUCCAGUGGUGAAGCGAUUGAUCAUGGUGAAAAAGAUCAUGCCCCGAAAACAGCAGCCUGCUGUUGCUUUAACUGAAGCAGAACAAACCACAUGCAUGACUGGUACUGCUUUGACUCCACGGCGCAGCCCCAGGAUCUCCCAGAAGGCAGGAAAGGAGAACUUCCCAGUGGAAAGCAGCGAGGCCAAAGGAUGUGGAAGCACUGAUGCUAACCCAGUCUUAACAUCAUCUCUCCCUGCCAAUGCCUCAGGCCUGGUGAAGAAGGCUGCCCUGUCUACAGUUAGCAUCAAUGUAUGUGACUCUCCUCCCCAGGAUGAGAGGGAUGUUCUGAUGUCUAAGAAAGUGCGCCGAUCCUACAGCCGUCUGGAUGCCUCACCCAGCUUGGACAUGUCAACACCCACAUUCGCCCAUGGCCUGCAGAAGAAGUGCUCGCUCUUUGGCUUUGAGAAGUUCCUAGUGCCUGAUGCACUGGCAGAUGUGUCUCCAGUGGGUAAGGUUUCCCCUGCCCAGGAGACUCCAGUGGAGCCCAGUGCCUUGGGCUCCACUAAGGAAUGGGACACAAACAUUCCUGGCAUCUCCUUUCCCAAAGAGAAACGGAAGAAAAGGAGGAUCCCCCAGAUAGAUAAAUCUGAACUGGAUGAAUGGGCUGCUCAGAUGAAUGCAGAGUUUGAAGAAGCAGAGCAGUUUGAUCUUCUUGUGGAAUGAAGCCUCUCCCAGUAACCUGCAUUAUUCUUUUGUACAUAGAGCUGACGUGUUGUUUUUUCACUCUAAAAAUUAAUAAAGUGGUUCUGUCUGUCUGUC